Messenger RNA from Hansenula ciferrii, 555 nucleotides. RefSeq names its product DNA replication protein PSF1 (gene PSF1). Gene Ontology annotation, cellular component: GINS complex. The record is from RefSeq and is a predicted model, not a curated record. The coding region runs from base 1 to 555 and encodes 184 amino acids. Gene Ontology annotation, biological process: DNA strand elongation involved in mitotic DNA replication; DNA replication. Lineage: Eukaryota; Fungi; Ascomycota; Saccharomycetes; Phaffomycetales; Wickerhamomycetaceae. The transcript has a single exon.
AUGUAUGGUGAUCUUGCAAACAAACUAGUUAAUGAAGCCAAAAGAUCUCAAAAUUUAGAAUCCAUACCAUUAUAUCAAGAUGAAUUAGUGAGAAACAUUGUUAAAGAAACAAAAGAUUUAGAAAGACAAGCAGAUAUUCUAAACUUAGAAGUUGAUGAAUCCAAUAGGGCAGAUCAAUGUCAAUUAUUCGUGACCCAUCUUUGUAUGCGUCGAAAUAAACGUUGUUUAUUAGCUUAUGAAAAACUUCGAGCUGAAAAACUAGCUCAAUUAGCUUGGGAUAAUAAAGAACCAGAAUUAACAAAUCAUAAUGAAAUUGAAUACCUAAGAGAAUAUUCUGAUUUAUUGAUUGGUUAUAAAAGUGCAUUCCCAGAGAUUGAUCUUUCUGGUUCUUUAGAACCACCUAAAGAUGUUUUCAUUGAUGUUAGAGUUAUAAAAGAUGCUGGUGAAAUUCAAACUGAAUAUGGUGUUUUCAAUUUAACAAAAGAUUCACAAUUUUUUGUAAGGAAAGCUGAUGUUGAAAGAUUAAUACAACAAGGAUAUCUACAAAAAUUAUAA